AUGAUCUGUGCUGUUGUGACCGCGCUGCUCCUUGCGUCAGCCACUCAAGUCACUGCUGAUGUCAAUCAUUGCCCCACUGGAUGGAUAUUUUCCACCAACACCUCCUAUUGUUACAUCCAAUCUCCUCAAUACAUGACUUAUUCGGAAGCAGGUUCCUUCUGCCAAUCCAUUGGAGGAUCUCAAAUAUUCGUUGUCUCAUCCACAGAACUCUCUUGGCUCACCGACUUCACCUCCUCUUGGUUAGCUCAACCAUGGUUAGCAACCACAAGGAACACGACAAAUGGUAAAUGGUACAACUCGGAUAACACAACUCCACUUUCCACUUAUUGGACUACUGGAGAGCCGGGUGUCAAUGGCGAUUGUGCGACUUUUAAAGGAACAACUAAAUCGGGAAUCAAAGCUACACAAUGCUACAGUAUGCAACCGGCAUUGUGCAAGCAGAUGCCAGCACUUUGUCCAACACAAACAAAAUAUGGAGGAUCUAGCACGAGGUCUGGAAUUAUUAAUUCUCCCGGGUAUCCAGUACAGUAUUAUAACAACUUGGACUGUUUCUACUCGAUUUCCUCUCCACCAAACACUUAUAUCACAUUGCUAUUCUAUCCGUAUGUAGUAUACGAUUAUUUUGACUACGUCAGUGUUUAUGACGGCCCUAAUACCACUUCUCGAUACCUCGGAACAAUACUUUGUUGCAGAAUCGACGAUGACGGUUGGGACCUUCGUAAUGACUUCGAGAGUUCUAAUAAUUCCAUCUCAUUCCGAUUCCGUACGAACAGCGUCAUUACAAACAAAGGAUGGCAACUAACAUGGAAUACCAAAUCAAACACCCCACCAAUCAGACAAACAGGUCAAAAUGGAUCAUUCACAUCUCCAAACUACCCAAAUAACUAUGACCCUUACACGGAGCAAUUGUAUUAUAUCACAGCUCCAGUCGGAUUCCAGGUCAAUGUGACAAUUACUGAUUUUAUCACAGAGUCCACUUUUGAUGUUCUGGAAGUGUACAAUUCGUCGUAUGUCAGCUCAUACACUCUUAUAGCAAAG
Molecule: messenger RNA, 1038 nt
Organism: Caenorhabditis briggsae
Lineage: Eukaryota; Metazoa; Nematoda; Chromadorea; Rhabditida; Rhabditidae
Exons: 5
Source: RefSeq, a predicted model, not a curated record